Messenger RNA from Bipolaris victoriae FI3, 804 nucleotides. RefSeq lists its product as hypothetical. Bases 1 to 804 code for a protein of 267 amino acids. The transcript has 5 exons. Lineage: Eukaryota; Fungi; Ascomycota; Dothideomycetes; Pleosporales; Pleosporaceae. The record is from RefSeq and is a predicted model, not a curated record.
AUGUGGAGCGACCCACAAAAGGUUGAUAUCAGUGGAGGACAUGUAAGUGGCAACGGGGUGCAAAUUAAUGCCCAUGUACGAGAAGGUGGUUUACAAAUUCCGAGCGUCUUCACCCCGAGAGACGCCGAGGAGGAAGCGGCACUCGCAUGUCGUGACGCGUUGUAUCUCACUGAUCCCGAAGUCGACCGCGAGAGCGUGAUUAGUGCGAAAGGUACGAGAGUCGCGGGUACCGACAGAGACAAUGAUGGAGAUGGCAAUGGCGAUACGCGACUCCUGUGGAUCUCUGGCGGGCUCGGCAAGGGCGAGACGAUGAUAUCUGUUUUCCUGACGGAGCAGCUAGAGGAACAUACAGCGCGUACGGACAAUACAGACCUAGUGUUCUUCUUCUACAGCGCCGGGGAUAAGAGACGCAACACGGCGAUAGCAGUAUUGCCACCAGAGAGGAUACAGCAGACGCUGUCGUCUUUAGAGACACUCUGGAUUAUCUUCAGCAAUACCAUCACCGACAUUGAGCUCGGGACCGUAUUCUGCGUGCUUGAUGGCCUCGAUGAGUGCGAGGACAGCACGCUGAGAGCAUUCUUGCCUAAACUCGUAGGCCUACUUGCACCUCCAACGCCAUCGUCGACGAAUGCUAGCGAUAUUGAGCUGUUCGUGUUCGCCCCAGUAGAGGAGCUGUCUGGCAUGAAGGGCUUUAACGAUAAAUUUCGCAAGUCUGUACACGACAGUCUUCUCCGACGCACUGAAGGAUGGGUAGGCUUCGCAAUGCACGAACCAUCACAGAAGCAGACAUGCAUUAAGGUUUAG